AUGGGUCUCAAAAAAUUUCUAUUCGAAAACGAAGCUGUGCAUGGCAUCAACUCUCCCUCUGAUUACCUUUAUAUUAAGAUCUUGCGCUUCACUCUACGCGUCAUCGCUUCUUGGCCUCAGAAAGAGUUAGGAGAAAAGGAACCCGUUGCCUUGAACACAUUUUUAAAGUACUUUUACUUAUUGGCUACUAUUGGCUGCCAACUUGGUGCUAGUUUGUACCUCAGAGCCUAUAAUAAUGAGCUUACUUUCUUGGAAGCCGGUCACACUUAUCUCAUGAUUUUUAUGACUUUCAUCGAUAUAUCAAGAAUAGUCACGCUGACAUUUUCCCAGAAAUAUCGGAAAUUGAGUAAAGAAUUCUUCACUGACAUCCAUCUGUUCUACUUCAAAGAUAAAUCUGAAUAUGCUAUGAAGACACACAAACAAGUCCACUUGAUGUCUCAUCUGUUUACAUUAUGGCUACUAUCGCAAAUGCUAUUUGGUUUGUCUUGUUUCAACCUGAUUCCAAUGUACAACAACUACGUGGCUGGAAGAUACAGGAGUGGGGGGACACAAAACUCUACUUUUGAACAUUCCCUUUAUUACAAGUAUCCAUUUGAUACCUUUACUGAUAUUAAAGGAUAUCUCCUUGCAAAUAUAAUUAAUUGGGCGUUGUCAUAUCUCUGCGCUACCUGGUUCUGCAUGUUCGAUCUUUUACUAUCUUUAAUGGUGUUCAAUAUUUGGGGUCAUUUCAAAAUGCUAAUUAACAUGCUGAACAAUUUUCCCAGACCAAGUUUAGAGACUAGCUGUUUAGUAGAAGAUGGUGUUACAUUAACACAUGCCAAAUAUACUGAAGAACAACUCGUUGAAGUUUCUAAGAAGUUAAAAGAAUGUGUUGAUUAUCAUCGACUGAUUUUAGAGUUUACCCACAAAGUAUCAAAAGUAUUUGGGCCGAUGUUGUUCGCAUAUUACUUAUUUCAUCAGACAAGUGGAUGUUUGUUAUUGCUCGAAUGCUCACAAAUGACGGCGCCAGCCAUUAUGCGUUAUUUGCCUCUGACAAUAAUAACGACUCAGCAACUCAUUCAGUUAUCUGUCAUAUUCGAACUUAUUGGCAGUGAGAGUGAAAAAAUACUAAACGCAGUAUACAGUGUGCCAUGGGAAUGUAUGGAUACGAAAAAUAGGAAGUUUUUUGCCUUCUUUUUAAUGAAUGUGAGGGAGCCGGUACAUGUGAAGGCUCUAGGUGUUGCUAAUGUUGGAGUUACUUCUAUGGCGGCGAUUUUGAAAACUUCACUAUCGUAUUUCGCAUUUUUACGCAGCAUCUGA
Messenger RNA from Spodoptera frugiperda (fall armyworm), 1299 nucleotides. RefSeq lists its product as uncharacterized. Gene Ontology annotation, cellular component: plasma membrane. Gene Ontology annotation, molecular function: odorant binding; olfactory receptor activity. The transcript is spliced from 9 exons. NCBI's taxonomy places the organism in Eukaryota, Metazoa, Arthropoda, Insecta, Lepidoptera, Noctuidae. The coding region runs from base 1 to 1299 and encodes 432 amino acids. The record is from RefSeq and is a predicted model, not a curated record. Gene Ontology annotation, biological process: sensory perception of smell; detection of chemical stimulus involved in sensory perception of smell.